This is a messenger RNA of Parnassius mnemosyne (clouded apollo), 4204 nucleotides long. NCBI's taxonomy places the organism in Eukaryota, Metazoa, Arthropoda, Insecta, Lepidoptera, Papilionidae. The record is from the annotation of a GenBank genome assembly.
GAAGUGUCAAAUUAUAGAGUUGGAAAAUCGAAAUUUGUAAUGUAAAUAAAAAAAUGUAAAACUCCGUUAAAAGUAUGUAAUAGUGUUCUGUGUUGUAAAUCUUCAUUAUAUAAUAUAAUAACCUAGGAUUUUGAUGGAGCCCAAAACUGAUAUAAUUUACUAAAAAUAUUUUGUCUAGUAGAAAAGUUAUAUAGUUAUUAGUCUUGUUUGAAUUUUUCGAUCUAGUCAGCUCGUCUGAUACUUGUAUACAAUGAAAAAGAAUUUUAUAACUAAAUUUUUGAUAAGAAUAUAGUAAUGGGGUGCUUCCAUAGUAAAAAAGAGGUUUCCGAUUUACAUCCAAAUCUUUUUCGUGUGAUAAAUAUUGAUGAGAAUAAAGUAGACCUUUGUUCAGGUCAGUUAGAGAUCACAGAGUCAGAUAUAAUACUAUACAGAGAGGGCAGAGACUCUACUGUUUGGCCUCUUCAUUCUUUACGAAGAUAUGGAUUUGAAAGGGAUAUAUUCAGUUUUGAGUCAGGUUAGUUUCUAUAUUAUUUAUUACAAUCUAUUAUUUUUAUUUACUCUUUUAAUGUGAUGAUUAAGUUUGCUAUGUAAGAAUCUGCCAUCUUAUAUUUUAUAAAACAAUGUGAAAUAACCAUCUUUAACAUAUACAUUGAUAUAAUUAAUGAAAUUAAUAAAUGAAUAAUACAGUUAAAACCAUUUACGAUGACAUUGUUUGGAACAACAUACUGGUUACAUUGACCAAAUCAUAGUUCCCGGCUGAAUGCUAUAUAAUCGCCGUGUAGAAAACACUGCUUUUUGUGACAUUGUUCAACAUACCUCAAUUACAUACAAUUAAUAUUUUUGGAGAAUUGUAUCUGUUAGAAAGAUUAGACGUAUUGUAUAAAAUGUUCAAUGACUAUUAAAAAAUGUGUUCAGUUUAGGGUCUUUUGUAAUUCUCAGAAAUAAAAUACAUGUGCAAGCAGUAUAAUUAAAGCCUUCUGUCAUCUAUUCAGUCAGUUUGUUACUUAUCUGUACAUAAGACACACCAAAGCAUAUUGUUGAGUUUAUUGUAAAACGUUUAACAUGUCCCAAUGAAAAGGAAAAUAAAUAAUAGUUUAAAAACACACUUUUGUAUAUAACCGAACUAAAAAGUAGAAAAUAAUUUUCAAUAAGUUUAAAAUAAGAAAAUAGUGAUUAACAUAAAAAAUUAAUUUUAUUAUAAAAAAGGGUGGGUGGGUUUUUUUUGGAAUUAAUUUCUUUUACGCAGCUUACUGUAGAUUGAACUGGCAGAAAUUGUAGUUGUUUUAUGAAUUAUUUGCAAAUCAUGAGGAUAAUGGAACAAACUAUUUAAAUUAUUGCACUGUCAUCAGUCCUUGAUGAGUGUGUGAAGUUUCAAAUCAAUCCAUUGUUUUGAAGGUGAAGAAAAUCACAUUCAAAAAUUCCAUUACAUAGAUUCAUACCAAGCUUAAGCUUAAAUCUUAACAAAUCAAUAUCAAAGAAAAAUUGCAUAUUAUAUCAAAGCUAGAGAGUGGAAUUCCAAACAAAGGCUUGGCAAAGAAAUAUGGUGUAACACACUCGACAGUUUCAACCAUUUAGAAAGAGAGAGAAAUAAUUCAAAGAACAAAGUGUAUGUAAAUUGAGGAAGCUUUGUUAAAGUGGUUUAGGUGGUCUAUGGCCAACGGUCGAAUGGUUAACACGUACUUGUGAGUGCUUUUCGGUAUUUGGUUAAUUCUCCUUAAUUUCCUUAUUUUGUGGUGGUGGAUUCCUCUGCUGUAAGUCUACGUUUAUAAGUUAUAGUUAUUUCGAACAUUAAACCCAAUUAUGGGUGACGAAACGGGGUCUCCUCGUGAGAAACCCCCUGACCCUCCCGAUGAAGACAUGUGCUUUGGAGUAAGUGACAAUAAUGAUUGUGGCCGUGGUAAAAAAAGACACGCUGAGACUCGAUCAUUUGAUCCAGUAAUAUAUAAAAAGAAUUCUGUAAUUGAUUUAACAGCGUCAAUAAACACAAUAUAUAAACAUCCCUGCCUAGAACAAAAUCUUAGAAUGUAUGGUCCAAACGACCAAGGCCCUUUUAUUGUCCACAUCUCCCGGGCUACGUCAGAUCCUAGAAUAGGGCUAUCACUUCGACCAAUUAAAAUAGGUUUAUGCUUGUCUAAAAAUAAAAUAGAAAACAUCAAAAGAGGGGGAGUCAAAAGCGUUGGCAGAAAUCGCAUCUCUAUUGAAUUCUGCUCAGCCGAUGAGGCUAAUAAAUUUCUCAAUAAUCCAAUGCUUGCAAAAGAAAAAUUGAUUGCAACUAUUCCAUCCUAUAAUGUUUCACGAAUGGGUGUCAUCCGCGGUAUCCCUGUGGAUUGGUCAAUGGAAGAACUAGCAGAAGCUGUUGAGCUUCCUCCUGGUUGUGGUAAAAUCCUAAAAGCUCGCCGUCUUCAGAGAAAGACUUUUGCUGAAGGGUCAACAUCCCCAAUAUGGGUUCCCACUCAAUCUAUUGUUCUGACAUUUGAAGGUCAGUUACUCCCCAAAUAUAUAUAUGCAUUUUACACAUCCCUUGCUGUUGAAACUUAUCAACUCCCCUCCAUCCAGUGCAAACACUGUUGUCGAUUUGGCCACAUAGCAGAUCAAUGCCGUUCUAAACCACGCUGCUUCCGUUGUGCCCAAGAGCAUACUGGAGCAAGUUGUUCUGUUCCUGAAAGUGAAGCCACUUGUCUGUUAUGCUCCAAAAAUCAUUUUGCUAAUAACAAAAACUGUCCGGAACACCAAAGGCAGAUUUCUAUCAAAGUUAUGAUGUCAGAACAAAAUAUAUCCUAUAUAGAAGCUUCAGCCAAAAUCCCAUCUAUCCGAUUGAACAAUCCUCAAAAACCGUAUUCCGAAGUGGCCUCUACUCAGCUUUCACCUACUCCUACUACUUCCUUCAACCUCCCCACCAUGUCACAGGCAUAUAGAAAAACCAUCUUCAAACCUCCCCGCCCCAUACCUAGAAUUCCCAUGGGGUAUGACCAACAAGCUCAUCAAAGAAUAGUUGCAGACUGCCCAUCCUCUACUCCAAAUGGAUGCGCUUUAUCCAACACGCACAACCAAAUAUCUCCAAAUGAAAAUCUUGUUGAAUGCCUAAUUUCCCUCCUCAAUAAUUUAAUUUUGAAAAUGUCAGAUUCACUACCGAACAACGUUGCAGAAAAAAUCUUUAAUUUAGCUAGUUUAAUAGAUAAUAUAAAUGACUCAAACAAAAGACCUCCAUCUCCUUCAAUGGAACUGUAGAAGCUUGCAACCUAAAAAAUCUGAACUCAUCUUCCUAAUAAAUAAACAUUCAAUUUCUGUUGCUUCAAUUUCAGAAACAUGGUUCCUACCUAACUCCAAAUUUCGCUUGCAAGGCUUUACUUGCCUCCGUGAAGAUAGAAAUGAUGGUUAUGGUGGUUGUUGCUUACUCAUAAAAAAAUCCCUAUCCUUCUCUCAAAUUGCACUCCCUCCUCAUAGCCAACACAUUAAUGCCGUAGCUGCAAAAAUUGCAGGAAUCAACAUUAUUUCAAUAUAUAUCCCUCAUCCAAAUACCCACUUAAUUCAAGAACUAUCCUCUCUCUUCUCUUUGUUACCUCCCCCUUUUAUUAUUACCGGUGAUUUUAAUUCACAUCAUGUAUCUUGGGGGUCACAUUUUUGUGACAUAUACUCUUCAGAACUUAUACAAAUUUUUGAAGACAUUAAUGCUUGCAUUAUCAACAAUGGUUCCCCCACUCAUAGAGUAUACCCAGGACUAGACCCUAGGUCUGCUGUCGACCUAACAGCUUGUUCUCCUAGUCUAGCCCCUCAGCUUUCUUGGAAAACCCUCAAUCAAUCAUAUGGAAGUGAUCACUUUCCCAUUCUUAUUACCAAACCCAAUGCGGUUAUUCCUUUACCCUUUACUAUGCCCCUCCUUAAAUAUAAGCUACAAGACGCAGAUUGGACUAAUUUCACUAAAUUUUUAGAUACUAAAUUUGCGCAAAUGCAGGUUGACUUCUCAACCAACCCAAUAACUUCGUACUCUCUAUUGGUACAAUAUAUAACUGAAGCAGCUGACUUAUUUAUCCCAUCCAAAAAACCCCACAGCAAGAACCUAUCCUCCCCUCCAUGGUGGGAUGCUAAGUGCACCACUAUGAUUAAAAGGAGAAAAGCUGCAGAAAAGCUUUAUAAUCACUGUAUGACAACCGAUAAUUUUAUACAAUUUCAAAAAACCUCCGCUCAAACAAGGAGACUACUUUCC